GUGCGGCUGCAGCACGGCGCGAGCGGGCUGGAGCCGCUGGCCUGGUCCGAGGACCACCGGGUGUCGGUGAGCACGGCGCGCAGUAUCGCCGUGCUGGAGCAGCUCAGCGAUGUGCACCGCGGCGGCCACGACAUGGUCAUCCACCGCACUGCCGUGCCGGCGCCGCCCGCCGCCUGUCUGCUCAAGGUUGGUCCCAAAAAGGAGGUUGCAGAAUGUAAGGAAAAGUUUGCCAGCUCGAAGGAUCCAACAGUUAGUCAAACGUUUAUGCUAGAUAGAGUAUUCAACCCUGAAGGAAAGUCACUAACAUCAAUGCGAGGAUUCAAAUAUUCAAGCUGGUCUCCUUUGGGCUGUGACGCUAAUGGAAGAUGUCUACUAGCAGCUUUAACGAUGGACAAUAGACUAACUAUUCAUGCUAACCUCAACAGACUGCAGUGGGUGCAGCUAGUUGAUCUGACAGAAGUUUAUGGGGAGCGUCUUUGUGAAAGCAAGUACAGAAUUUCUAAGACCGAGGCACCCCGAGGAGAUCUAGGGGACUUCUCUGAAUUUCAGAGAAGGCACAGCAUGCAGACUCCAGUGCGUAUGGAGUGGUCAGGUAUCUGCACCACCCAGCAGGUGAAACAUAACAACGAAUGCCGAGACGUUGGUAGCGUGCUUCUAGCAGUGCUCUUUGAAAAUGGUAACAUUGCAGUUUGGCAGUUUCAGCUUCCUUUUGUGGGUAAGGAAUCCAUCACUUCUUGCAAUACCAUAGAGUCUGGAAUAAAUUCCCCUAGUGUCUUGUCCUGGUGGGAAUAUGAACACAACAACCGAAAGAUGAGUGGACUCAUAGUAGGGAGUGCUUUUGGACCUGUUAAAAUCCUUCCUGUCAAUCUAAAAGCAGUUAAAGGUUACUUUACACUCAGGCAACCAGUUGUCUUGUGGCAAGAAAUGGACCAAUUGCCAGUGCAUAGUAUCAGAUGUAUUCCUCUUUAUCAUCCUUACCAGAAAUGUAGCUGUAGCUUAGUGGUGGCUGCAAGAGGAUCAUAUGUGUUUUGGUGUCUUCUCCUGAUAUCCAAAGCAAGCCUGAAUGUUCACAAUUCCCAUGUGACAGGGCUUCACUCUUUGCCAAUUGUAUCUAUGACUGCAGAUAAACAGAAUGGCACAGUAUAUACGUGCUCAAGUGACGGAAAGGUAAGGCAGCUGAUUCCCAUCUUCACAGAUGUUGCAUUAAAGUUUGAGCACCAGCUGAUUAAGCUAUCAGAAGUGUUUGGCUCUGUGAGGACUCAUGGGAUAGCUGUAAGCCCAUGUGGUGCAUACUUAGCAGUUAUCACAACAGAGGGUAUGACAAAUGGCCUUCACCCUGUUAAUAAAAACUAUCAAGUUCAGUUUGUAACUCUUAAAACUUUUGAGGAGGCAGCCGCUCAGCUCUUGGAAUCUUCUGUUCAAAAUCUUUUCAGGCAAGUGGACCUGACGGACCUUGUGCGCUGGAAGAUUUUGAAGGAUAAGCACAUCCCUCAGUUCUUACAAGAAGCCUUGGAUAAAAAGAUUGAGAGUUGCGGAUCCACUUACUUCUGGCGCUUUAAGCUGUUUCUUCUGAGGAUUUUGUACCAGUCGAUGCAAAAGACUCCCUCAGAAGUCAUGUGGAAGCCUUCACAUGAGGAUGCAAAAAUCUUGAUUUCUGAUUCCCCUGGCAUAGGCAGCACUGAAGAUGAUCAGCAAGAAGAAGGAACUUCUAAACAGAUCAGCAAGCAGAGCUUGGGUGAUGUGAGCAGGGGCAUGGACACAGAGGACCUGGCAGAUGACUCUCUUCCUCAGUCAACUGAUGUAGGAGGCCGGGAGCCAAUGGAAGAAAAACUUCUAGAAAUACAGGCACAAAUUGAGGCAGUAGAAAUGCACUUGACGCGGGAGCACAUGAAACGGGUGUUGGGAGAAGUCUACCUCCACACGUGGAUUACAGAGAACACCAGUAUUCCAACCAGAGGAGUCUGUGAUUUCUUAAUGUCUGACGAAAGCUAUGAUGACAGGACAGCACGAGUGCUGAUUGGGCAUAUCUUAAAGAAAAUGAACAAACAGACUUUCCCAGAGCACUGCAGCUUGUGUAAAGAGAUCCUGCCAUUCACAGAUCGCAAGCAGGCAGUCUGCUGCAAUGGACAUAUUUGGCUCAGGUGCUUUUUAACCUACCAGUCCUGCCAGAGUUUGGUAUACAGAAGGUGUUUGCUUCAUGACAGCAUUGCACGACAUCCAACCCCAGAAGACCCUGAGUGGAUCAAGAGGUUAUUGCAAGGACCUUGUACUUUCUGUGAUUCUCCUGUGUUCUAGACAACAGCUGUGGGAAGCUUGAGAAGGCAUUUUCUCUGCUGCAUAACACUCCCUUCAGUCUGGAAGGAGAAAAAGGAGCAGGAGCGCACACACUGCUGGAGGGGAAAAAGACACUCUCCUUAACCCUGUAAAUAGGACAUUGGAAGGCCAAGCAGCUCACAGUCCAGAGCCCUAUUUCAUACCCCAGAAGCAGGAGUACAUCUUCUAGGGAGCAUCUGGCACAGGGGCUUGACAAAGCAAUUUUGAGACAACCAGAGCUCCCGUUACAGCAUCAGCACUUGAUUGGGCACCUUUCCUUUCACUGAAAGAGGUCUGAAAUAUUGUAAGCAUGCAGUCUGACCUACCUUGUCUGUGUGGAAACCAGAUGCUUUCCUCCUGGCAUGUGGAGUGCUGGAGGUGCUUACUAAAGCCUUGGUGGGUAGAGAAGGCUUCAGCCUGCAGUGCCUCUUUGUUUGCUCUUAAUGAGCAGUGGCACUUACCGUACCACCAAAUAUUAAACUUUCAGAAAGAAUGCGUGGUUCUAAUACAUUUCUUGUUGAGUGAUGUGCAUGCCACUUAAGUCAGCCAUUCCAUUAGGUGUCUUGCUGCAUAUCUACCAAAAGAGUUCCCAGUGUCUUUCCUAGAAUAGUUUUCAGGUAUUUGCAGUUAACAAGCUGAAAUUGGCUGUUAGUGCCAAAUACAUUCCAGGAAGUUUUACAUGCCAAUAGUUAUGUAAACUGUAUUAGCACUUGUCUAUUCUGUGUAAUAAGACACAAACCUAAACUGUAGAAUAUCCAGUGCUCUUAAAUCUCCUGUCCCUGCCACUUCCUCUCUCAUUUCUAGUUUACCAAUUUUGUGCCAACAUCUAUGCCUUUCAGUUAACUUCACCCUCUGCCUGUCGGAACCACACUCUCCUUCAUUGUGACCAAGCAACCAGGCUGUUUCUUCUUCCAACUGGACUGUGAGUCUCCUCAAAAACAUUGCAAUAACUUAGUGUGCAAGCAAGCAGUCACUUUUACUGGUCACCUGUUCUCCUCAUGAAAGCACUAACUCAAAAGGAAAAUGACAGACUGCCAUACUGAAAGCUUUGUAAGGAGUCAGAGGCUGUUCAUUCCAAGUCAGGGGAUGGAUGAGCGAUUACCUAGGGCAGCCAGCAGCAUGCCUGUGAAGGAACAUGCUCGAACCUGUGGUUAACAUAGCCGCUGUCUCAUAGGAAAAGUGGCCUUCGUAUCAUUGGGAUCCAGUUCAUACAGGGCAACUUUCCUUUUUAACUUCUGCAGUGCUAGAGGCAUGAGGUUUCCAACAUGAGUAUGACUCUAGAGUUAGGUCAGAUCUGGUUUGGUUAAGAACCAUCCCCCCCAAUAAUCCAAACUUCUGUACAGAUCUUCACUUCCUCCUUAAAAAUGCCAGCUCACUGGAUGCUCCCCACAUAUAAACAGGCAACUGAAAACCCUUUAUGGAAGUCCCGACUUCUGACCAGAUGCAUGAAUGCUUCCAUAAGCAGUUGAAAACAGCAAGGAAUAAUUAAGAUGUUAUCCAAUACAUAUAUAAAUGGGUGCUUAAGUUUCCUUCAGUUAUUGGCUAUGCAUAUUGUCUUCACACUCCUUGACCAGUCACUAGGAACAGACAUUACUCUGCUAAUGUUCAGACAGACUAGCUGCUCUGAGUUCAGUACUCCACACAUAGGGCAUGAUAGUGCUUCUACAGUAGACAACAGUACUAAUAUUGUACCAGAGAUUAAAAUGAUAAAGCACAGAUGCAUUUGUAAAAAAUCACCAUAGCCUUGUUUGUAAAUAUCCCUGGAAGUGAGACCAUCCUUCUAUGAAAAGAAAUUUUUGGAGCUUUUUAUCAUUGUGCAUUAGACUGAACUCACUUUCAUGCUUUCAUCACAAAAAGAAUUUGUAGAUCCCAGUGGAAAGCACUUGGCAAAGCAAGACAUUUGAAUCAGAGCCAAGUGGAAUGGUCAGAAUUGCUUGGCACCUACCCUUGUCACUGAGGCUGGUACAGCAGCUAUGGCAGCUGUAGGGUUCCUCUCUGUGAGGGAGUGUGUAUGCAUCGACUUGGACUCAAAUUGGAUGCAGUCAUGUUCCAGGCUGGGCAGGGCAGAGUGAUUUUGCAAAAUACAGUGUGAACAGUCUUAUAAAAGCCAACCUGAUUUUAUGGCCAGUGAGUGUUCUCUUGCUCCUUCAAAAGGGACCUCAACAAGGGAAAGGGUUAAGGAAGUUUUCCAAAGAUGCUCCGAAGUCCAACUUGGAUGGCAGGCUGGAGAUAUAUUAAAUCUUUGAUCUACAUACUGGUCCACUAAAACAUAUUUAGGUCUGGCAGAUGAGAAGGUAUUAGAUGAUCACAUUCUAAUUAGUUUUACUUCAGUUCUACUAUAAUGCUUUAUGGCAGUUGUUCUUUCAGACAGUUCCAUGUAGAAGCUAGCAUUCCAGGCUGUUUUCAGCAUUGAAAGCUACCGAGACUAAGAUAUCAAGGUAAUGGACACUCAAAUAAAAGUCAGCAAGGUUGGUUGUAUAUUAAGGCAAUAGGGAUGGUGGCAAGUUAGCUCCUUUUGUGCUUUGUUUGGCCAAUCAAAAGGUAUUGAGGUAUAAAACCAUCAUUUUUGCAUGCUCUUUUGUAAUUUUAUCCAAUCUGAAAAAUAGGACGAAGUUUCAGACAAGGCUAGUUUAGACUGUGAUUUGGUCAUGCUGGAUUUUCCCCAUCUCUCUCUAGACCUGUCGUCCUCCUCGGGCUGCUUUUUCCAGCAACACAGCUUGGACCUGCCAAGUGAUAUCUAUUCUAAGACUGGAGUUCGUCUUACUACUUUAAGGAGCGGAAAGCCUGAGGAGACUAUACCAGCACCCUAAGCUGCUGUUCCGUAGAUGCGGGGAGUGGAGUAGGGUCUUAACUUAAAAUACGGAGUGGAAGACAGGCCUGAACACAAGUACAAGAGAAAAAAUUCUUGCUCUAACCCAAAAGGGUGCAAUAUCCUAUAGCCACCUUUAGUUUGCCAUACCCAAGGUGCUAAUUAGGUUUGCUUUCUUAUACCAGUGAGGAAGAAAAAUAGUAAUGCAUUUGAUGCAGUAAUUGUACAGGAAGGCUAAUGCACCUUACUCUUGUUUGCUACUUCCAAAUUACAUGCAGCAACAGCACCUGUAGUCAUGACCAUCUUUCUAGAAUAAUGGAUGCUCAGACUGUGGGGGAAGCUUACUGAAAUCUUGCCCAGAAGUUCAGAAUAUAGCUUCCUUUAUCUUGACCUUUCCCUAGGAGUCUGCACUGGUCUGAAGGAGACCAGGGUAGUUUGGGUUUUUGGGAGAGACUUAAGGACAUCUCCUUAUCCACUGGAAAAUUUUUCUGUUGACCUGCAGGGAAUGCAGAGUGAGCACUGUGUGGCUUGCUGCUCUUGCUGUGCAGCUUUGCUUUGGUAUGUGUCACCUCAGAGGAUUGCUCUGGAACCCUCCUGUGAUGAAAGCGUACAUACACAGCAGAGCAUAUGUUCUGCAAGUGUGAAAUCAGGGCAGGUCUCCACUGUUCUGUAAUCUGGAUGUGGUUACCAGCGGAGGUGGACUCUUUACUGCUUCCACCUGACUCACUGGAACAGUGGUUCUUAACCUUUCUGAGCCCACAGCACGUGACCUCCAGAAAUCAGAAGCAAAGCAGGGCAGCAAGUUAAGCCAGGCUCAGCACCACCUGAAUGUGACUCCAUUGCUUUUUCUUAAGGAGCAAGGAGGUUCAGAGCUGGUGAGGGUAAUUGCACAGCAUUAUCAGUGUUGGCUCAAGUCAGCAUCAUUCAGCAUUACCCAAGCUAGCUCUGCACGGGUUACCUCCCCAGCCUGGAAGCUGGUGCUGUACCCAAGCUAAUUAGCAACAUCUCAGCAGAGCCAGGUAGCCUGCCUGCAAUGCUGCAGUAAGGCAGCUACACUGAACCCCAUGUGGGAAGUACUGGUAGCUUGCAUGGGGCUUUGCAGCAGCUCAGCAAGACACUUUAUCAUGGGUUCUCCACCAACGCUCGUACCUAUCGUUGUGGCCCAGCUGGGUUUACAGAAGUGCCCACUAGUUAAAAACCAUGGUACUAGGAACAAAGAGACUAGGAUAUGGGUCCCACAGUAACAUUAAGCCUUAAGGGCAGGCUGCAGCUGCCCCAGAGAGACUGAGACAGAUUGCAGGGACAUGGAAAAUUGAAGUUUUCCCUGCAGCUGUUUCCUUCCCCCACCACCCUGCUCUCAGAAGCCUCAGUCACCACCCACCCCUGACCAGAACAAUGGAUGUUAGUGCCUACAAAACACAGGUCUAGGUGCUUUUUUCCUUGGAAUUUAACUUCUUAAACUAGGCUACUGUUGUAUGAAGGUACACUCUGAUACUGGUACCAAAUGCAUUAUGUUUUGUGGGAAACUCAGAGUCAAGUGAAGUUUAACAUUUCAGGGCUGGGAGAGAAACUAAGCUGCUGCUGUUGUACUGACUUUAAAAUACACUAGAGGUGAUGACAAAGGCUGAGUUCAAGCCAUCUGCUCUCCAUUUAGGGAUCAUUAGCUGCAGAUGUUCCCUGUUCUCUACUCAAUUUCACUUGUCAUUAUCCUUGACAAGAAACAGUUUCUUACACCAUUUAGAAAAGCUGAUACACAUGCUGAGUUCUAUCCAUGACCCUAAUUUUGCGGGGUUGGUACGAAUCCCAACACCUUUGUGUUUUCAUUGAAGGUCGCUGCAACAGCUGAAGCAGCCAGUGGUUACUAGCAUAGCUUUUUUCCAAGCCUCCCUCUGCCAGUAGUUUCAGGUAUUCUUUUAUGUUAUGCCAGUUUAAUAUGCACUAGAAAUGACUCUGUAUUGGAAUAGUAUAGCAGGCUGAUGAAACACAGAAUAAUAUAUUCAUACUGAGGUAAGGCAAGCAGGAGAAUAGAGGGAGUGAAAAGAGAAAUGCAAGCUGCCAUGUGGAUUAGCAGAACAGCUUCUGCAGGCACAGCAGCUCCAGAUGUGCAGUAACUUGGUGUAAGCCUCUUUGUUGGCUGCCAAAGCAGCCUCCCUUGUGCCGUGGGGAAAGCAGAGUGGUGCUGACUGGCCCAUGGGGGUCCCAGCCUUCCCUCCUGAGCCUGGGCUUUUGGAUGCGGGUGCAGUGAAAUUCACUCAUAGCCCAGCCCAGCCUCAGGCAGGAGAUGAGGAUUUAAUAUGGGAAGGCUCAUAAUUUAGAAACCAUGGCACUUAAACCACAGUAUUUCAAAAGGAGCCCAAUUUUGUGUCCCUUCUGUAAGGCAAGUGUAUCCCCAUUUGUUUCUAGAGGAGAGAGAUUAAUGGUUACUACUAAGGCACAUCCAAUAAAUAUUUCCUUGUGUUUCUCAAACUAAGAAUUUCCCCAGGGGUUUAAGUAUCAGAAUAACUUUAGUUAUAAUGAAAGAAAGUGAUAACACACUGAGCAUAAGGAGUCCUUGACACGAAAUAGUACAACAUAAAUGUUGAUAGUUCCAGUAGAGGGUUGACAGACCUAUUUUUUUUUAACCUUUAAAACUUUCAUAUCAGUUUUUUGCAAUUAUUCUUCAUAUCACAGGGAGUUGGUUGGCACAAGAGAUGAAUAUCCUAAACAGCCCUUCCCUUGUCACUGGAUCUGAUAGGGUCCACAUGCAUAUUUUGGCAAACUGGAAUUUAACUGUAGGUACAACUUCAUGACAGCUUCGGCUGCCUGGCCCCUCUGCUAUGUAGCCUUGGUAGAGAGGUCGAGGAAAGUUAGCUAUCUUUUCCUUAGGAGUACAAGUAGGGAGAAUGAUACUGCCCAAAUGUAAAUACUUAAAAAGCACUUUUUUUUUUUUUUUUUAAAGAGG
Molecule: messenger RNA, 8063 nt
Organism: Gavialis gangeticus (Gharial)
Lineage: Eukaryota; Metazoa; Chordata; Crocodylia; Gavialidae
Gene: GTF3C4
Product: general transcription factor IIIC subunit 4
Exons: 6
Biological process (GO): transcription initiation at RNA polymerase III promoter
Cellular component (GO): transcription factor TFIIIC complex
Molecular function (GO): protein binding; histone acetyltransferase activity
Source: RefSeq, a predicted model, not a curated record